Messenger RNA from Papilio xuthus (Asian swallowtail), 872 nucleotides. RefSeq lists its product as uncharacterized. The record is from RefSeq and is a predicted model, not a curated record. NCBI's taxonomy places the organism in Eukaryota, Metazoa, Arthropoda, Insecta, Lepidoptera, Papilionidae. The transcript has 4 exons. Bases 124 to 849 code for a protein of 241 amino acids.
AUCAAUUCAAAAGUUAUUCCCAAUCAUCGUUCAAGUCCACGGUAGUGUUGUGGUGAACAAUAUCAAAUGUAUUUGAACAUUUAAUCCUAUUGGUUGUUCAUAGAGUGUUAAUAAAUUUAAAUUAUGUCGUCGAAUAAAGAGCCGUGUCGUGUAUGGUGCCGUUUCGAACGUAAGAGGAAAGACGGUAGUGUUUUAAAAUUACGAAUUCAGGAUCCACCAAGCUCAGCUCAAGAUCACGUCAAAGACUUUAUAGCCAAAUAUUUUCUAACAGAAGAAACAUUUCAAAAGGCUGCAGGAAUAAGUUCCAAUCCUGAAGCGGUAGAAGAAUAUCGAGGAAUUUUGGAAGUAGUAAUAAAAUUAUGGACCGUUGUAAUUUGCUGUUACGAUGAUAGCGAAGAGGUUGGGGAUAUUCUCGGAGUAUCCAUUGUAGAGUUGGUUGAAGAUGAUUCAUUUGACGGUCAACAGUUACAGAUGGUUGAAAACCGAAAAUUAUUUCAAAUAGUAGGAGAAUGUGAAAAUUUAGUUAAACCAUUAAUAAAAGAUCUAAAAGGCUACCAUAGUGGAAGAGGAAUCACUGUUCAUCCUGACUGGAGAGGACUUGGUAUCGCAACUGAAUUUGUGAAGAUAAGACGACAGAUGAUAAACGAACAAAAUAUACCAAUGUCGUGUGCGUGGAUGACGUCGUAUGGUUCUCAAAAAGCGGCAGAGAAAGACAACUGGGAGACGAUGUUUGAGAUAGCGCCAGAAGAACUGGGACAAAGGUGUGACGUAGCCUUCAUAGAUCCUCCAAAAACGUUUAAAUUAAUGUUUGUAAGAAAUCCUAACAGUACUAAACAGUGGUCGAAUUGAUUUUAAAUAAAAAUUUUAGUUUA